Molecule: messenger RNA, 1686 nt
Organism: Effrenium voratum
Lineage: Eukaryota; Dinophyceae; Suessiales; Symbiodiniaceae
Source: the annotation of a GenBank genome assembly
AAGCUGCUGGCUCUAGGCACUCUAGGCGUUGCCCUGAAGUAAACAGCACUUUUGCAAUCGCCAAGCCUCCGGCAGUGUCUGCUUUUGCGCGCUGCUGGGACAUGGCGACGACCGUCGUGAAAGUUCACUGUGCGAAUGGUGAAAUUUACCGACUAACACUCUCAGAAGAGCCAAGCUUCCCAGCCAUCCUGAAACUGGUUUCCAAGGGUUGUCCUGAUGCCAAACUGGGUGAAGGUGGCGCUUUUCUAAAGUACGAGGAUGACGAGGGGGAUUCAUGCACGCUGGCUGAAUCUACUUUUGCUGACUUUUUGGAGCUGCAGAAGAGCAAGAACAGCCGUGUGUUGAAGCUCAAGGUGGAGUUGCCGAAAGCAAAGGACUCGGAACAGCCAGAAGCGAAGAGGAGAGAAGUUGCGGAAGCAGAUCCUCCAAGUGCAAAUGCACCGCCUGUAGCAGCGGGACCACAAGGGCCACCUCCAGGUCUUGAGGAAGCCAGCGAUUGCGGUCCUGGCGCUUGGGGCCCGCCUUGCUUUGAGCAGCGGAUUUCAGGGUCCAGCUUCUUUGCAGGACCUGGUGGCAACGGCGGAGGGCCGAAAAGACUAUUGAACGCCCUGCGAAUGCUUCAGGUCGAGCAAUUGCUGACGGAGCCGAUGUUCGCCUCGCUGGCAGUGCAGUGGCUGCCGUUGCUGACGCAGCGAGUGGCUCGCAAGGUUGACAAGAUCAACCACAUGGCCCGAGAUGGCUUGAGCAGGAAGGUGAAGGACGUGCUGCGGGGCCUUCAGGAAAAGGCUGCAGCAACACCGGGGCUGGAGCCAUAUGCAAAGCAAAUUGCAGAGGGCCUCGCUGGCAACCACAGGCUUGGCGAGGCCAUGCUAGAAAUGCUGAAGGCUCUCCGUGGGCUGAGCUUUGAGGUGCAGACCGGCUUUUGCGAGCGGCUCGCCGAGAGUCUUUUGCCCAACCUGGAGGAGCUGGCAAAACUCGUCACCGGCGACGAAUGUCCUGGGUAUGUUGGCUGGCAGCCUGAUACCGGUGUCCAAUGCCAGAAUUGCAAAAAUCCCAUUGCCGGCCCACGCUUCACAUGUUCAGCAUGUCCCUCCUAUGACUUGUGUGGCAACUGCUAUCCGCAGAAGAAUCAACUCCACGGGGAGUGCCCUGGUUGUCGCAAGGAUUUCCAGUGCACCAUUUUCCCAGGAAAAGGGAAAGGGAAAGGAUGCGAAAAAAGGGAGAAAGGAUGCGACAGGAAGGGCAUGGGCAAGGGGCCACGACAACGUUUCUGCCAAGGUGGCUGGCCGCUCUUUCUCAACCACAUGAACUCCAUGGAAAAUCUGUGGAAGAGCCAAAUAGGCGGAAUACCAUCCCCCUUUGACCCGAUCCCGAGCGCGCUCUUCAAUGCGUUGGGUGUGGCGGAGGGACAGGACUGCACCUGGCCGUUUCCCAAAGGUUUUGGGAAGGGAUGUCAAUCAGUCUCAAGCUCAAACGAGCUUGGGCAAGAAUCCCAGUCGGAAAAGCAAGCUGCUUCACUGCGCGAGACGCUCCAGAAUGUCCCCAAGGAGCAGCAGGAUCUCGUACUUGACACUCUACGCGGAGUCCAACUGCCAAUUUCUGGAUGGCCAUGACUGAGUGGAUCAUAACUGCCCAACUACACCAUAGCACGAGUUUAUGCUGUUGUCCCAUAUCGUCCAGCCAUCA